Molecule: messenger RNA, 1235 nt
Organism: Cimex lectularius (bed bug)
Lineage: Eukaryota; Metazoa; Arthropoda; Insecta; Hemiptera; Cimicidae
Exons: 4
Coding region: 209-964 (251 amino acids)
Source: RefSeq, a predicted model, not a curated record
GGUUGUUACCGGCCACACCAGAGCCAACACUCGAACGGGCAGCAUGUUCUUUCUUCCAGCACCAUCUCAGUCAAUAGUCAGUCAAUAGUGACCGAGGAGUACGGAAGACAAACCGGCCCUAGACUCGUUUCUGUUCAGUGAAAUGUGAUUAGUGUGAUUGCAACGACGACUGUGCUUUAAGGAUCUAAAUUCUAAAUUACGACUCGUUAUGGACGUGAGUUGGGAUGAUGCCGCAUGGUGGGCGGAAGCUCAUGAGGAGGACACAACAAGGACGUUCGAGUUAGAGUCAGAGGACGGUACUUGGGUGAACGGGUUUCUACCUCCGCCUCCUAGGCCGCAUUUCUUAGACCGUGACAUACCCACAGAUGGGCUUACCACAUGUGAUCUCUGCACAUGGGCCUCCUCAGCCCUGAGGCCUACAAAUAAUACUCUAGGUGACACAAUUGAAACACUACCUUGGUCAGUUACAUUGAUCGUGGUUUCUAUGCUAUCGGCCCUAGUGGGAGCAACACUUAUGGUUACCCUUCGACACUGUUUUAAAAUAAACACGACGGCAGAGCCUCGGUAUGUGGAUGGCGAUGUGACGAAUGCGGACAGGAGAGAAGUUAAGGAUGUAGACAGGGAUCAGGACAGCAGAAGUGGAGGUGUGUGGUGCUGGGUGCGAAGAAGGCCCACGCUCGACAGCCCGUCCGACAUACCUGCAACGAACCAUUACACAGUCGACGAGGCGUACUCAGGAGUCGAGGCGCUCUACGCAGAACUGGACAAGCCCGUUUAUCAAAAUACCGGCUACGUCCUCGAUCCUGACACCUCCUCGCCUCCUAGUUCCGCCUAUUACUCCGACCUCUCUGAGAGGACGUACGAGACUGUAGGCCAAUCUUGGGAGAUGUCUCAGCAUCCUAUGAGUCGUCAUAGGCUCGCCGCCAUAGCAGAGACAGCCCCUAUUCACUCGGACUAUGUCUGAGGGUUUUUUUUUACUGUGAUCCUUGAUCUGUGCAAUUAAUGUUGUCCUGUCGUUUUUAGAAGUCCUUGGCAUCUUCAAUGUUCAUUAUACAAGUGUUCAGAACAAAUUUAUUGUAAAUUGUAUAUAUAGGGAUAAAAGAGGUGACCACAAAGCAUCUCACACCUCGAACUAAAUGAUCUAUUAUAUUGAACCCAAAUUGUAUAUAUACAUUUUCUCAGUUUAAUUUCUCUAUGUAAGAUUGAAGUUUAAAAAACUUCUAUCCCUAUUUAAU